AUGGAGAUCUUCGAAAACGCGAGGACGGUCCGGCUGCGGAGCCACCACGGCAAGUACCUGAUGGCGGAGGGGGAUGAGUUCUCGGUCACCCAGGCACGCAACGGCUCCAACCAGCGCACCUGGUGGGCCGUCGAGCUACACAGAUCCCCACCUCGUGGCUGGAGUGGGAGCCCAUCAGGGACGGCCCCCGCGUGCGGUUCAGGUCCCACCUCGGCAAGUUCCUACGGGCCAACGGCGGCCUCCCUCCGUGGCGCGGCUCCGUCACCCACGAUGUUCCCACCCGCGACUGUGUCCUCUGGCACGUCGACGUCCUGGAGACGGAGUUCCGGUCUGAGGUACAGCCCCUCUACCGGUUCUUGGCUCUGCCGGCGAUUUCCAGAUCUCAUCACCGUUAUCUCUCUUUGUCAGACGUCGUCUUCUUCUCUCCUCUCCAUCUUCCUGUCCAAGAGCGACGGGCGGACCAUACGCUACGCCAUUGCCGACGAGGACGGCCUUGUGGACGAGAGGUCCCUGGGGGCUUCGUGCAAGUUCUCAGGAAGGAGCGUGGAGGAUCUCCGCAGAAAGCUGCAGGAGGAGACGGGUGUCUCCGAUGUGCUCGUCUGUUCCCGGAGCCCCUUGACUGGAAGGCUGCAUCCCCUCUUCUGGUCAGCGCCUCGUCCAGAGGUGAUCAUCGCUCGCUCCCGACGAUCUCCUCUUCCGUCCUACUGGUUCUUGUUUCCCUCCGUAAAAUCGAGAUUUUCGCUGAGAGAUCAAUUCUGCCGGGUUUUCUUUCAACGGAUCACCGAUAAAGCGAUGUUUUGCAUGAAUAAGUGGCAUUCCGGCGAUUGGGUUCGCCAUAUUGUCUUGUACGUUAUCCAGAUGAUGAUAUUCUAUAAUCAUGGCCGCCGCGAAGUACUCCCUCACGACUGGUUUGACAUUCUUUCUCCUACAGUGGCGAGGGGUUUCGAGAUUCAUCCAGACUUCCCGUGA
Spirodela intermedia is the source of this 969-nucleotide messenger RNA. NCBI's taxonomy places the organism in Eukaryota, Viridiplantae, Streptophyta, Magnoliopsida, Alismatales, Araceae. The record is from the annotation of a GenBank genome assembly.